AUGCAGUUCAUCGUGACCAAGGAGGUCGACUGGGAGGCCGAUGAUGAAGCAGAGGAUCCAAAGCCCAGGCGUGGGGUGAUGAAGCGAUACCGCUUCAUCAUCGACUUCUCUCGACGUUCCUCAAAGGCCAACGGCAAGAAGAGCAAGGAGCAUGCUGCCAAGUCUGAGCUCUCGGAAGAUUAUGUCGACUCGGAAGAUGAAGUGGGCGACGACCCCAAGCCCGACCAGCAUCUCUGUUACGGCUGUGGGCAGCUUCGGUCCGAGCUGUAUCACUACCACUACCCAAUCAAAGCCGGAAAGCGGCCCAGACCCAGCCUCUGCACCCAAUGCCGUUUCUUCCGAAACGCCAGAAUCAAGAACCGCGCCCGCAAUGGCGGCCGCCGCCGCCGGCUUGCGGAGAGCGAGGCCCGUGUUGAUGAGCGAGAGUGGUGCUCCAGCUGUGGCACGCUGCGCUCGAACGAGUACCAUGUGAAGCUUCUGUCGGGCGAACUGCCGCCCUGGAACGAGAUUUGUGGACAGUGUAUGAUGAGGGUGGAGAAGAAGAACAAGAUCCGCCGGCUGCGUGUGUACUACGAAGAGAUGGACGCCGCCGAAGGCGUCGAGGCCGCGACGCACGAUCCUCUCCGGGAGAGCCUUCAGCAGCGCCGGAGCAGCCCGUACGCCAUCACGCCGACCUCAUCGCGCGAGGAGUUCCAGGCCGACUCAGCCGCGACGUCUCCGUCGGGCCCAACGACGGGUGGCUCGAGCGGGUCGAGCAGCACGGCCCCCGCCGCUGCCCAGGCUGACCCUGGCAGCAUCAAAAUUCACCAGGAGUCCCGGAAGCCGGGCGGCCAAACUCUGAAGCCCCACGCCCGUGGAAAGACGCCUGCCCCGUGUACUGCGGCAGUUCCCACUACUUCUGGCGACACUAGUCAGCGUCAGAAUGCUCGUCCGGGUCCUGAGCAGCACCGGCCUCGCUAUGGUCAGCAGGAGGACAUGCGCAAGUGUGCCAAUGUGCCAUCGUACCCACCCGAGCCGUUCACCUUGAAAAGCGGCCACACGUCGCGUGGCAAGGCCCAACCCAAGCCCGAGCAGCAGUCCCAGUACCAGGGCCAGCAGCAGUACCACCACCACCGGGCUCAGCAGCCGCCGCCGCUCAGACCGAUGGGCAUCUCGGACAGGUACUGGGCCUCAGAGGAGGGCAAAGCCGAGCAGACGUUCACCGCCGGCGGCUACUCCUUCCCAGGCUUCGCCACCGCCUACAUGUUUCAGGAGGACGAGGAUGGUGGCGCUGCUGCCGCGCCGCGCUCGAAUGGCGACUACAAGGAUAAUAACAACAGCAACAAUAACACGCGGUACGCCUCCUCCUCCCGCACUUUUGACUGCGCUUCUCGCCCCGCUGGGUGCACCACCACCGCCACCACCGCCACCACCACGGCGGCUGCUUCUUCUGAGCAUCAGCACAUGCCCCCUUCGCACGCGAAUAUUGCCCAGGCGCAGGUAUGGGAGGUGGACUCGGACGAGGCCGAGGAGAUUGAGGAAGGCCACGUCAACCUCUUAGCCGGCAAGGGCAAGACCAGGAGCAUGGCGGCGAAGAAGGCUUGA
Molecule: messenger RNA, 1584 nt
Organism: Parathielavia appendiculata
Lineage: Eukaryota; Fungi; Ascomycota; Sordariomycetes; Sordariales; Chaetomiaceae
Exons: 2
Coding region: 1-1584 (527 amino acids)
Source: RefSeq, a predicted model, not a curated record